UUUUGUUUUAAUUUACAGAAUAUAUUGAAACAAAUAAAAAGAUAAACUUAAAUUAUCAUAUCACCAACUCCAAUGGACCCCACCAAAGCCAGCCAUCGUUUAUGUCAUCAAGCCUAAUCUCAGCUCUUACGUCCCUGAACUGAUCAACCUCCAUCUCAUUCUCUCUUUCCUUCUCUUUCUCUCAAUCUUGGAAUUCAGAAGCCAUGGCGUCCCAAGCGCCACCGAAUUUCUGGGGUGACAUGCCGGAGGAGGAGUACUACACCUCCCAAGGAGUAUGCAACACCAAAUCCUACUUCGAAACACCCAACGGCCAGAUCUUCACCCAGAGCUUCCUUCCCUUGGAUUGUCCCAAACUCAAAGGCUCCGUCUACAUGACCCACGGCUACGGCUCCGACGCCGGCUGGCUCUUCCAGAAGAUCUGCAUCACCUACGCAACCUGGGGCUACGCCGUCUUCACCGCUGAUCUCCUCGGCCACGGCCGAUCCGACGGUCUCCGUGGUUACCUCGGUGACAUGGAGAAGGUCGCAGCUACAUCUUUAUCCUUCUUCCUCCACGUUCGCCGUAGCGAGCCGUACAAGGACCUUCCCGCUUUUCUCUUCGGCGAGUCCAUGGGAGGCGCCGCCACCAUGCUCAUGUACUUCCAAUCGGAUCCCGACGCGUGGACUGGGGUGAUCUUCUCGGCCCCACUUUUCGUUAUGCCUGAGGACAUGAAGCCCAGCAAGGUGAGAUUGUUCCUCUACGGUCUGCUCUUCGGUUUGGCUGACACGUGGGCCGCUCUGCCUGACAAGAAAAUGGUUGGAAAAUCGAUAAAGGACCCCGAGAAGCUUAAGAUCAUAGCCUCAAAUCCAAGGAGGUACACCGGUCCCCCUAGGGUGGGGACUAUGAGAGAGUUGGCUAGGGUGUGCCAGUACAUACAGGAUAAUUUCUCUAAAGUAACGGCACCGUUUCUGACUGUUCAUGGUACUGAUGACGGGGUGACGUGUCCUUCGUCGUCCAAGCUGUUGUAUGAGAAAGCAUCCAGUGCGGACAAGAGUUUGAAGAUCUACGAUGGGAUGUACCACUCGUUAAUACAAGGGGAGACUGACGAGAACGCUAAUCUUGUGUUGAAGGACAUGAGGGAGUGGAUCGAUGAGCGGGCCGAGAAGUAUGGGCCUAAAAAUCAUUUCUAAUUAUUUUUUCUAAAUCUUCGUUAAUUAGGCCCAAAGAAAAAAAUGAAAAUGACACACUGGAUCUUGUAACAUUACGAAAAAUGGCAGUUGCUUGUGUGUUUGAAUGUGGGAAGUGACAAUGUGGUUUUGGGAAUUGAGAACGAUGAUUUCACUUGUAAUUUCAUAAAUAAAAUGAGCUAUAUUAAUUUGUU
This is a messenger RNA of Humulus lupulus (European hop), 1360 nucleotides long. Its product is annotated as caffeoylshikimate esterase. Gene Ontology annotation, cellular component: membrane. Lineage: Eukaryota; Viridiplantae; Streptophyta; Magnoliopsida; Rosales; Cannabaceae. The coding region runs from base 204 to 1169 and encodes 321 amino acids. Gene Ontology annotation, molecular function: lipase activity. The record is from RefSeq and is a predicted model, not a curated record. The transcript has a single exon.